CCCAGCAGACGCAUCCUGCCUGCCAGCUCCAGCGCUACCGUUAGCAAGCAAAUAAGGGAGUAGCGAGUCAUUUUUUACUGAGGAAAUAACGUUGUAUUAUCUCAACAUUGUGCCGUUUUGCUGAGUGGUUCUUUCGGGAACAUGAAAUUACAUUUUUUUUUCGUGCCAGCACGCCUCCUAGAAGACAAGAUUCCCUGUGUAAAGUCAGCCUUUUUCACUUCGACCUCGGUAGCUGAACGGAUUUAGCAAGUCCGUUCGUCUUGACAAGCGAGAGGCUCAGCUGUCCGCCGCCGCUGGUGCUCCGAGAGGGUGGGAGGGCGGGGGGGGGGAGGGUUUUGGACAAAGCCAGUCAGAUGUUGGACGGUGGGAAAUAUCCCCGGAACUCAAACGUUUUCACGCCGGGUUAUGAAAAUCAGUUGUCAAGCUGAUAAUUUGUCGUUAACGUGCAAGGAAUAGGGGGAGGAGUAAGGUCUGUUUUUAAGAGGGCGAGAGUUUGUAUCUCGCACCGAGGAGCAGAGGGUGAGCAGAGGAGGAAAAGGAUGGCAAACGAGCCGAUCAUCCUAAACGUCUAUGAUAUGUACUGGAUCAAUGAGUUCACCAGCUCUCUGGGCAUCGGAGUGUUUCACUCAGGGAUUGAGAUCUAUGGAAGAGAGUUUGCCUAUGGCGGACACCCGUACCCAUUCUCAGGGAUCUUUGAGAUUACACCAGGAGAUGCAACCGAACUCGGCGAGACCUUUAAGUUCAAAGAAGCCAUAGUCCUGGGCAGCACAGACUUUACAGAGGAGGAUGUGGAGCGGAUCGUGGAGGAGAUGGGGAAGGAGUACAAAGGCAACGCCUACCACCUCAUGCACAAGAACUGCAACCACUUCUCCUCAGCGCUUUCAGAGAUCCUGUGUGGCAGGGAGAUCCCUCGCUGGGUCAACCGCCUGGCCUACUUCAGCUCCUGUGUGCCAUUCCUCCAGAGCUGCCUGCCCAAAGAGUGGCUGACCCCGGCUGCCUUACAGUCCAGCGUCAGCCAGGAGCUCCACGGAGGAGGGGAGCUGGAGGAGGCCGAGGACGCCGCUGCCACAGCCUCCCUGGCCUCCAUGUCGCCCUGCUCACCCUCAUCCUCCUCCAGCCCCUCAUCCUUGCCUCGACAUUCUCGCCACCAGCCUCGCCGGUAGUAGGUGCAAGGUCUGCUGGGAAACUUGGGGCCCGGGGUUGUGGUCAUGAAACAGAAUAGCUGCAGCGGCUGAUGAGUCCAGCUACAGCGAGAUGUCCUGUCAGACUGUCCUGGGGAAAGGCAUUUCUGCCUGCUCUGGGUACGAAUGUCAGCCAAAUCCCUGCAAUGAUCCACAGCAGUGGAAUGUUUUUUUCCUCGCAGGCGGAAGGAGCUCCUGCCGCUGACAAAGGCAGGAUCAUCUCUCUGCGAACAUGGCUGGCGGAUUACAGCAUCCCAUCUAAAAUCCAAACUAUUUCCCCUCAUGUCUCUUUUAUAAUUUUACCGGUCAAAUCGCAAUGGAGAAUGGAAGCAGGGCCGUUUGUUUUCCCACCAAAGUGAUUUAUAAUUUAAGAACAUUUACCAGCCACAUUCAGAUUUUACCAGCAGUCAUUUGGUGGAUGGUGCUAAGCUCUGCCUUGUUGUAGUGGAAUCCAGAGAAAUGCAGGUUUGGGUCAGUUCAUAACCAUGAGCCCACGCCAAAGGAGAGAAAUUAACAUGUAGAGUGGAUGUUCAGUAAGAAUGUUCAUUAUUCUGCAGCCACAUUUUUAGGCUCAGUGCUGACUGAUGUCUCUGGUUUCUUAAUUUUCCUGAGGCUACAGCUGUGUUGCCAUCAAACUUGUGUCUGAGUGGCCGACAUGUAUGAAAAAUGUCAGAGGGUUUGACCUUACCACUCGUCACUAGUUUUUCAUUUGUUUGGAGCUCAAAAAUCUAGAAAUCUUAAAGACAAUGUUUUGAUCCCAGUUAGAUCUUCUGCUGCUUAAAAAUAGACACCACACACACACAUAUAUACACACCAACAGGCUUUAGGUUUCAAAGAAGGUACAUUUAAUUUUUCUUUUAAAUCACUUCUAGCCAAGCACUGGUGUAAUUUGACUGUGGCUGAUAAAUGUUUCCAGUGCAGCCAGCUGUAGUUAGAAUCUGCUGAAUACUGGGCUGGUGAACCUUUGAUACCAGCAGGUGGACUGUUUGCCUCAAAAUGCUGUGUGCGUAUCAGGACCUCAGCCUUUUGUUCUUUUUCUAUCACAGAAAGCUGGAUCGACUACAGUCAGCCUCAUGUUCGUCAAACUCCACAUAGUCACAAAUAAACUGAUCCAGAACCGUUAUCUAAAUGGGGGGAAAUCCGUAACACACCUUGGAUGGGUUCAGUACCAGGUAGCCUUUGCUUCCCGAGUCCCUUUCUUUGUCCCUUUUUUUUGUCCGGUAACUGUAACAGCUGUUCCUACCUGCCUGUCAUGGAAGAACCACACCUGAUUGGACAAAGUUUAGCCCAAUGAAGCAGAUUUUUAAAAUGCAUCAGCCUGUAAAGUAAUAAUCAUGAUAGAGUUACACUUAUUUCUUCACCAAUAAUGUUUUUCUUCUUGUUAAAGUUUCAUAAAUAUAUUUAAGAAUUAGGUUGCAGGGUUACCAAGAAGAUUCUGAGUUUCAAUCCCAGAGUAAAACAGUGAAUUCUUUCUUAGUAGCAACUGCCAAGGUGCCUUUGAGCAAGGUACUUAACCUACAAGUGUCCCAGUGGCCACCAGUAGAAGACUGUGGUUGAACUGGAUUGCUCUUUUGUAAGUGUAAUGUUUUGUCUUUCCUCAAAUAAGUCAAGUAUCUGUUGAAGGACACAAUGUUGACAGAAAUGUCUGAAGAAGGAGCAAAGGGAGGGAAAGAGAGGAAGAGGAGCCCUCUUUAACUGACCUGUGAUCAGCCCUGCACUCCUCACAGUCCAGUUCCUCACAUCUGUGCCCAGUUAGGGAUGACGCACACUGGUGUUAAUUCAGAGCAUCACAAACACAUUUCAGGUUUCAUUUUGAAAGAAUCCGCUUUAAUUUUAUGUUGGAAAAACUAAACUAACUAACUAACUAACUAAACUAAAAUCAUCAUGGACGAUCUUUUUAAUCAAAAAAAGAAAAGGUUACAUAUAAUUUUACAAGAAGAUGCUGCUUUUCCAAAAUGACGAGCACCUCAUUUAAACUUCUCUAUAUGCUGUUAGCAACACCACGUAUGCUGCAUAAUGUGUACUGUCCCAAACAAGAGCCAUGGAUGUGUUGAAAAUAUAUUUCUCAGCUGAUUUAACUUGUUUUGCUGGAAGUCUGAGGACAAGCAGGAAAACUUGUUUAUGGGUUUUUGUUUUUGUUUAUUUUUUGUAAAUCCUUUAUUGUAUUUCUAUGAUAUAUGGACUCUGGCCUUUUUGUCUGUUUUGUUUAUGUUUGAUAAACUCAGGACUCCAAAAGGCUUUGUAAUAUAAUCCUUUCAACUUUUUUAUCCCACGUUUUAUGUUUGUGUUGUUGUUGCUUUUUCUAAUGCAGUAGUCACUCCAUAGAGCUUUUGAAGAACGCACUGUGGCGGUGCAGUUUUAUACUCUUCUCUUUGGUAAAAAACAAACAAACAAAAAAAGCUUUUGUUUACAACCUGGGUGUUUGUAUGUGAGCCUGUGCUGCUCGUUGUUUUCCUGUCUGUGCAUGAAUGUGUGAGUGUGUGUGCACACUUGUAUUAUAAAUGGUUAGUAUCAACAAGCUGCCAACUGGGCCACAUUUCUAUACAUCACACACACACACAUAUUCUGCAAAAGGGAUCCAUCUUCACAAAUGUAGCUGGUGUUUCCAAGAUUUUUUUUGUUUCCAAAAUAUUGCUGCAUCUUCAAGAGAUUGGAUUUCUUUAAACGUGUGAAUUUUUGUCCUCAGUCCUAAAUGUAGGAUAUAUUCAGUUACAUUAUUUUGGAGCACUGAUUUUGCGGAUGGUUUUCAGGACUUUGUUCUCUAACCAGUAAACCAAACCGAAGCAGUGUUAAAGCAGGACCCACUGGACAACAGUGACAUUUCUCAUGAAACCAGCAUAUUUAUCUGAUGUGGGGUGAGAGGAUUCAACUCGCUGUGUUAUGAGCUUAAUUUUAAAUGUUACUUUUUUUUUGUAAAUCUGAAUAAGAAAACGUAAACUUUAUUUUUAAUGCACUGACACAGGCUGACGCACACACCUGUACUGCUCAUGUCAGCGCCCUCUGCUGGCUGUUAUCUGUACUGUUACUUGUCUGUGCUUAACCUCACAGACGCUGAGGUUUCCCUUAACCUUCAUAGCUUCAGACAGUUUGUUCAUCAUCUACUGACAAAUACACAAUAUCUCAUCAGACACGAAUUGUCCACCAGCCGAACUGGAUUAACCAACAUAUGCAGCCUUUUGUUUCAAAAUGCUGAGGAAGAAAAUUGUCCUUUCAGUUCAUAUUGCAAUGUUUAACAUCAUUUCAAGUUCCACAAAUCACCAUUACUGAGGCCAAAGACAGCAACAACUCCACCAGUCCUUUUUUUUCUUAACAGCCACUUAGCAUUAUCACAGCUUUUUUUUAAUGAAUGUCUCGUUUUGGAAUGAAACCCUAAUUCUUUUAAUAAAUGUACUUAUUUAAUUAUAAUAGUAAAUGUCCUAUCAAAGGACUCUUUGUGGGAUAUUUGCACCACGUGUGUGUGAGCUAUGAAUGUAAAUUGGGAAACCUCAGUCAUCCAAACCCCGGAGAAAACUGACUUCAGCUGUUUUACAGAGAAUUUUCACAGAGACGUCUGUGAAACCAACCUGAUUUGUUACCUGUUGGACAGUUAUUAAAGAGAAGUAUACAAUCUGUGACUCCGAUUCUGUGUCCUGACUGUUUUGUUAAAUUAGUUUCUUGGUUAUGCUAGGCGUCUUUAUUAUGGAGUCUCAAAGUGUUCAAUAAUAAAUAAAUAAAAA
This is a messenger RNA of Toxotes jaculatrix (banded archerfish), 4897 nucleotides long. RefSeq names its product desumoylating isopeptidase 2 (gene desi2). Gene Ontology annotation, biological process: protein deubiquitination. The record is from RefSeq and is a predicted model, not a curated record. The transcript has 5 exons. The coding region runs from base 540 to 1163 and encodes 207 amino acids. Lineage: Eukaryota; Metazoa; Chordata; Actinopteri; Toxotidae. Gene Ontology annotation, molecular function: deubiquitinase activity.